CUCGUAUUGUAAACAAGAACAACAAUGGCCACUAAGUUUGUUAUAGUUGCAAUGUUGGUAGCAGCCGCCCAAGCUAACGUCGAUUACUCCAGUUUUUCAUAUGGAGUACGGGACCCACACACUGGUGACGUCAAAGAUCAACAUGAGAAACGUGUUGGAAACAGCGUAGUAGGGCAAUACUCGCUCCUGGAGCCUGACGGCACUAAGAGAGUCGUCGAUUACGCUGCCAACCCUCACACUGGUUUCAACGCUGUCGUCCGUAAAGAGGGUCUUUCUGUUCAUCCCGCUCCUGUCGCCCCAGUUCUCUCCCAUGCGGCCCCUGUUCUAUCUCAUGCGGCCCCUGUUCUCUCUCAUGCGGCCCCAGUUCUCUCCCAUGCGGCCCCAGUUCUGGCCCAUGCCGCUCCUGUAGCGUAUAAUGCCCCAAUUGGGUAUUCAACGACUGUCGCCCACGGUUACGCUCCUCACGGUGGUCUUGCCUCUCCUCUAGCUUAUGGUGGAUACGGAGGUUACGGUGCUUAUGGAGGACACGGCGCUCCCUUAGCCGGUCUUGGAUAUGGUCAUGGCUAUGGUGCCCGAUUGGGUUGGUAAUAUAUAUCUGAUUAAUAAUAUCGACUAUGUGGACUGCUUCAAAUGACUGUGUAUAU
Molecule: messenger RNA, 644 nt
Organism: Achroia grisella
Lineage: Eukaryota; Metazoa; Arthropoda; Insecta; Lepidoptera; Pyralidae
Product: larval/pupal rigid cuticle protein 66-like
Exons: 2
Coding region: 25-588 (187 amino acids)
Cellular component (GO): extracellular matrix
Source: RefSeq, a predicted model, not a curated record